Messenger RNA from Amphimedon queenslandica, 2723 nucleotides. RefSeq lists its product as uncharacterized. Gene Ontology annotation, cellular component: plasma membrane; axon; neuronal cell body. Bases 30 to 2627 code for a protein of 865 amino acids. The record is from RefSeq and is a predicted model, not a curated record. Gene Ontology annotation, molecular function: axon guidance receptor activity. Gene Ontology annotation, biological process: homophilic cell-cell adhesion; synapse organization. NCBI's taxonomy places the organism in Eukaryota, Metazoa, Porifera, Demospongiae, Haplosclerida, Niphatidae. The transcript has 8 exons.
AAAGGGUGGGGCUGCUUUUUGUCACAGAAAUGCCACUUCGAAGGUGUCUUACCUUUGCUUUCUGCAUUUUUAUCUCAUCUUUCUGCUCUAAAACAAGAGCUCAGUUAGAUUUGUUCUCAGUUUCUGCUCAGAAUGUCAGCUUUACUGUCAACACCUACACUCCACUGACAUGCACAGCAACAGUCAACUUGACUCUAUUGUCAGAUGAAACUUUACUUGUUAUCACUAUUGAGCACUCAACAAUACCCAUAAAAUCGGAGGCCUUUUCUCUAUUAGAGGAUUUUAACGAGGACAUUGAUGAAAAUGGCACCAUAUAUCAAGACUCUGCACAGAUAAAUGGAACCCUUGAUGUUUUUGAUGCAGGAGAGUAUGCAUGUACAGCCAGAAUAGGAAAUGAUAUUAAAAGGGUCUACUUUAAUGUUGCCACUUACAACUUUCAAUUGACUGUGGAGCCAUUGGAAGAUAAGAAUGUUUCCUUACAUGAGCCAGUUUUAUUUGAAUGUGUAUUCAAUCACAAUUUGGUCCAUAUAUCAUGGAGAAAGGACAACAAUCCUUUGACCAGCAUUAGUGGUAGAAUAAUGAUCACCACGUCAGGAGGACAAUCACUGCUGAGGAUUUUAAGCUCAAGCUUUGAUGAUAUGGGUACCUAUACGUGCUCUGGAAGAUUACUGGAAUAUACAAACAGCACAGAAGCAUUUCUUAUUAUUGACGAAUAUGUUCCUCUUUACAUAAACAGUGAGAGAUACAAUGAGUACAGUACAGUAAUGAGUAAUAGAAUUGGUGCAGUGAAUUGUGACAUUGAAGGAGUUCCAACGCCAACUUAUACCUGGAGCAAAGAGAGUCAAAUGAUUUCUAGCAUUAUAAGCUACACAGAACCUUAUGUAGCAGAAAAUGGAAGCCUGAUCAUUACAUAUGCUGGCCCUUCAAGCAAUGGGAACUAUACCUGCCAUGCAAGUCAAAGGUUAACUUUUAAUAUGACUACUCUCAGUCUUACAUAUAAUCUAAGCAUCGUUAUUGAAGAUGAGCCAAUUCAUUGGUACAUUUAUCUGAUAGCAGGAAUUGUAGGAAUUGCUAUAGUUUUAAUGAUCACAAUUGCUAUUUAUUUUGUAGUGGCCAACACUGAUAUUUUCAUAGACAGUGAAAAAAGAAGAAUGAAGAGGAUGGAAAAGAAAUGGAGGAAGCAACUGAAAAGUCAAGAAACUGCCGAUGAUGAAUUUGGAUUCUAUGCACCGACAAAUACAUAUGAUACCGAAGAACUGUGGAGAGACAAUGAACUAUUUGAAAUGACAAAUCAAAGCUCCAAUGAGCCAAUGGAGAGUCCAACAGUGUGCACCAGCAUUGAUGGCAUACAAGAUGGCGGUGGUGAUGAUGAUGAUGAUGAGGGCUAUCAAGGCACUUUCAUCAGGAAGCACACUCUACCAAGUAAAAAGGACAAACAACCAGAAACAAAGAGCACUACUCUCAUUGAUGCUGAAGUUGACGACUCUGACGAGAAUGAUUCGUUUGAUCAGGGAACUUUCAUCAGGAAAAAGACUCCACCAAGCAAAAGGAAUGAGACACCAUCAAAAGGUUCUUCAAGCAAACUACCAGUUGUUCCAUCACAAGAGACAACUGUCCCCUUAAAAGAUCCUACCACCCAAUCAGGUCCUGCAGUACAAAGAAACAUACCAUCAUCAAAAGAAGUUAAUGAGAAAGCAAAGCAAGAAGAUGAUGGGUCAUAUUAUACAGAGACGGUGUAUACACCUCCUCCAUUGUUAGACUAUGAAGAUGAUGAUGAUGAUGACAUAAUGAAAGAAGAGCUCACAAGAGCACUUUUUGGGAAGGACAAAGAAGACUCCUCUCCAGUUCCCAGCACACAUUCUGAUAGGAACAAGACAUCAAUGGGAGUAGAAGAAACAGAUGGAUGUGAAUCAGUCCCACAUACAGUAUCAAAAGAUGAAGUACGGGGCACCGAUGAAUCAGAAGCAGAAUCGAGUUACGACUUGGAAAAAAUAAUGGCCCAGCAUGCUGUGGCAACUAUGAAUCAACCAUGGCCUUUUAAACCACUGCUGUCAAGUGCAUCAGAUGCUGAGUCAGAUCAAGCCAUCAAGAGAACAGAUUCCUUUUCUAAACAACCUCAAAGAGAGGCUCACAGAAAAUCAUUUGAUAAAGACAGUCUUCAUGGCAAAUACCCUUCACCACCUCAAGGUCGUAGGAGGUCUCUCACUGAUAAACGUACAGCAGGUUCUUACGAAAAAGGUAAUCCUCGACUAGCACGAAGGAUGUCUCUUGAUGGAGGUCAGAGAAGGUCUUACACUGAAGACUUUCCAAGGAGCCAAAGCAUUUCUAAUAGACCUUUACUUGAUAGGCAUAUCUCUGAAGCACCUGUUAAAAAAUGGCCAGGGAGGGAUAAAAGGGAUGAUCAGUCUGAAGUAUUGUUGAAGAGAAGAUUAUCAGACUCACACAUACAGAGGAGGUCACAGGAAGCAAAGAAAAACUCUGAUGCCAACGAUCUGGCUCCUUUAGACACACUGAAGCUGAAAAAAGAAGCAGACAAGGAAAAAGAGAAAAAAGAAAAAGGAGCAAAGAAAAAAGGAAAGAGAAGCAAGGGUGCAAGCUCACUCGCCAAAGCGGACGUGUUUUAUUAAAAAUACCCUUUAAUUCACAUUGUACAGUAAAAACUUGUUUUAUUUAUUAUUAGUACUUAUUUAUUGUUAGUAAAAAUAGAUUGAAUGUUGGUGAAA